Messenger RNA from Botrytis porri, 1263 nucleotides. RefSeq lists its product as uncharacterized. The coding region runs from base 1 to 1263 and encodes 420 amino acids. Gene Ontology annotation, cellular component: cytosol; membrane; intracellular membrane-bounded organelle. Gene Ontology annotation, biological process: maintenance of cell polarity; endocytosis; piecemeal microautophagy of the nucleus. The record is from RefSeq and is a predicted model, not a curated record. Gene Ontology annotation, molecular function: oxysterol binding. NCBI's taxonomy places the organism in Eukaryota, Fungi, Ascomycota, Leotiomycetes, Helotiales, Sclerotiniaceae. The transcript has 4 exons.
AUGGAGAAUUGCACAGAAGAGAAGGCUGCGCCACAGCAUAAAAGUGCGUGGUUUGGGUUCAUCAAGUCGAUAGCAACAUUCAAAGGCGAUCUUUCAACGCUCACAGCGCCUCCAUUUCUUCUUUCUCCACAAUCAAUCGUCGAAUUUCCUGUCUAUUGGGCAGAGCACCCAUCUCUGUUCAUCGCACCCACAAAAUCCGAGUCUGCUGAGGAAAGAGCAUUGCUAGUAUUAAAAUGGUUCAUGAGUACAUUGAGGUGGCAGCAUAGUGCUCGAGACGAGAGUGGAAAGAAAAAGGGGAUGAAACCCCUCAAUCCAUUUUUGGGAGAGUGUUUUAUGGGUUCUUGGGAGGACGAUGGGGAAGGUACGGGAAAAACGGAUUUGGUUGCUGAGCAAGUUAGUCAUCAUCCACCAGCUACAGCGUAUAAUAUCUCGAACGAAAAACAUGGUGUACAACUUCAAGGCACCAUCGCUCCACAAUCCUACUUUAGCUCAACAGUACACAUCGAACGAAAAGGCUACUCCCUUCUGACCCUCUCUCAACACAAUGAAACACACCUAAUUACUAUGCCGCCUAUACAUAUAAUUGGCAUCAUGUCCGGUUCUCUUAAUCCUGAAUUGAGCGGCACUUCCUAUAUCCGUUCCUCAUCCGGUUUCACAACUCGAAUAUCUUAUUCUUCGAAAGGCUGGAUUAGUGGAACACCUAACACAUUUUCCGCAACCAUAUAUAAAGAUGGACGUGAGAGUACUCCAAUAUAUAAAGCCGAAGGACAAUGGAGUGGGGAAUUCAACGUCAAAGACAUGAGAAGUGGAAAAUGCAUAUUGCAAUUCGAUGCGAAUUCAUUGAAGAGGAAAUCGCUGAAAGUCCAGCCGGUUGAGCAGCAAAAGGAGUAUGAAUCGAGAAGAGCCUGGCGACAUGUUACGCGAGCUAUUAAUGAAAAUGAUAUCAUAAAAAUUGGGAAAGAAAAAGGGAAGAUAGAGAAUGAACAGAGAGAAUUGAGAAGGAAGGAAAUGGCCAACGGCAUAGUUUGGGAAAGAAGAUUUUUUGUCAAGAGGGGGAGGGAUGAAGUUGCAGAACGAUUAGCGAAAGGGUUAGAGGGAUUGAGUUUAGAAAGUGGAGGCGGGAUAUGGGAGUGGGAUAAUGAGAGGUAUAGGGCUAUGGAGAGUGGGGAUACGGAAAGAAUGAGAAGAAUGGAUGAUAUGAAAAAUCCGUUGGUGACAAGAUGGGAAUCAGGGGUUAUGGUUACGGAAGUUAUUAGCGUUUGA